This is a messenger RNA of Effrenium voratum, 1356 nucleotides long. The record is from the annotation of a GenBank genome assembly. Lineage: Eukaryota; Dinophyceae; Suessiales; Symbiodiniaceae.
AUGCUUUGUGUAGCGUGUUCUCGGGUAGACCCAAGAUGGCGGGCAGCUUGUCAACGACUACUUGGCACCAGAUGGCUCACCAACUUGCAUGAGCAGCAGCUGCCGAUCCAGACAAGGGAGCCGGCACUGCCCAGAACCCUGCAGGACCGACUUUUUCGCCAGCAGAUGCAGGAGAGAGACUCACAACGAUUGGAGCGACUUCCGCAGCCGCCCACGAGAGAUCUGACGCCUGAGCAGAGCAGCCUGUUGUCAAAAAUUCGGCAGUGUUCCCAUGACCAGGAUGCAGAUGGUUCAUUUCAAUUAUUCAGGCAGAUUCCCCAAGAUGCCGGGCCUGAUUGGGUGCCACAUUUCCGUGGCAUGUUGCUGUGCCUUACCAGGUGCAUGAGGUAUGAGGAGGCAAAAGCGGUGUUUCGGGGUGCUCCAGCGCGAGACACCAUCAUGUACAACAUGAUGCUGGGCAUGUUGGCCCGGCUGCGCCACACCCACGACUUUGAAGUUUUGCUGCGCCAGAUGGACGCUGAGCAGGUGCCCCGCACCUCGGUGACAUACACCCAGAUGCUCACCAGUUGUUCGGAGAGCAACAACUGGGCGGAAAGUCUGAAAUUGCUGGAGACCCUCAAGACCGACCCGGAGCUUCAGGCAAGCGCAAGCUGGGAUGUUGUCUACUUGAUUGCCAUGACUGCCUGCGGGCGUGCCAGAUUGCCCGACCAGGCCCGAGGCUUGCUGCAGCAGAUGCAGGACACUGGCACCCUGGCACAGGCGAAGCACUUCAAUGCGCUCAUCGUGGCCUGUGGCGAUGACUUGCAGCAGGCGGAGAAAGUGAUGGAGGAGAUGCGUAGCGCCGGGCUGACGCCGCGCGCCGCCGACUGGCGCGCACUCAUGGUGAGCUCCCGAAACAUCCGGGAUCAGACCCGCAUCUACGGAGAGAUGCGGCAGGCGAUCCCAGACGUCCGCUUAGAGGAGGCCUGGGCCAUCAUGCUGCGGACUGCGGCCUUGGCUGAGGACUUUGAAGCCGUGGACAAAGUUUUGGAGGAGAUGAAGAGCCAGGGGUGCGACCCAGAUGUGGACUCGGGAGUGCCAUCAUUACGCCGGGCACUUGGGGUUGUCAGCAGCCGGCGGGAGCGGGCACAGCUUCAGGAAACUUGGGACCGGAACGUGUCCGCAAGCUUGGACGGUGAAGCCCAGCCUGCAGGCAUAGCACAGAGCCAGCGGCCAGAUGCAGCUGCCGCAGGGGCGCAAGAUGCAGACCGCCUUCCAGAGGGCUGGCAGUCAACCGUGGACCCUGCAUCAGGGAACCGCUACUACUGGCGAGUGGACAACCCAGCAGGGACCACGACGUGGGAGCGGCCAAUAUGA